Prunus armeniaca (apricot) is the source of this 255-nucleotide messenger RNA. The record is from the annotation of a GenBank genome assembly. NCBI's taxonomy places the organism in Eukaryota, Viridiplantae, Streptophyta, Magnoliopsida, Rosales, Rosaceae.
AUGGAAGCUGCACCCAUCGCACUCACAAAGGUUGAGACGCGUUAUCCCAUUAUCGAGAAUCUGACUCUAACCUUGGUGGUAUUGGCUCGACGUCUACGUCUGUAUUUCCAGGCCCACCUCAUCUCGAUUCUCACCAACCAACCCUUCCAACAAGUCCCCAAUCGUCUAGAGGUCUCUGGACGCCUCAUCAAGUGGUUUGUUGAGCUUAGGGAAUUCCUCAUCAAGUGGUUUUCCCUGCCCUACCUACGUGCAUAA